CUGAAGUUCUUUCUCUGAUCAUUAACAAUUUAACACUCAACAAGAGCUAACCUACAAAGAUUCUUUCCUUCCAGAAUUAGGGUUCCCUAUUGGAUCGAAUCGAACUUACAGCAAUUGUUGGUACAAUAAUGGAGGUCAUCAGAAGGGCAUCUCAUGCUGGCUCAUGGUACACCGAUAAUCCUAGAAAGCUCGAAGAAGAACUCGAUGGGUGGCUGAAUGCUGCUGGAUUGCCAAAGUCAUCUGAUGUUCGUGGAGUCAUUGCUCCGCACGCAGGUUACUCGUAUUCUGGCCGCGCAGCAGCUUAUGCAUUUGGAAAUAUCGACCCUACUAACAUUUCUCGGGUAUUCCUUCUUGGUCCAUCUCAUCACUAUUAUACUCCCAAAUGUGCUUUGUCAACUGCGACGGUUUACAAAACUCCAAUUGGGGACUUACCUAUUGAUCAGGAAGUGAUUGAGGAGCUUAAAGCUACAGGAAAAUUCGAGUUGAUGGAUCUUCGUGUCGACGAGGCAGAACAUAGCAUGGAGAUGCACUUACCUUAUUUGGCCAAAGUAUUUAAAGGGCACCAAGUGAAGGUUGUACCGAUUCUGGUUGGUGCUUUAAAUGCCGAGAGUGAAGCCAAGUACGGGAAGUUGCUGGAAAAAUACAUCGAUGAUCCCAAAAACUUCUUUUCUGUGUCCUCAGAUUUCUGCCACUGGGGCACACGGUACAUAUCAUCCACAUCUUACUUGGUUGACUACUUUCCUUUCAGCAUUAUUUCUUCCUUUAAGGUAUGGUUCAAUUACACACACUAUGACAACAAACAUGGUGCGAUAUACAAGUCCAUUGAGGCCCUGGAUAAGAUGGGCAUGGACAUUAUCGAGACAGGAGACCCAGAUUCAUUCAAAAAGUAUUUGCUGGAGUUUGAGAAUACCAUCUGUGGACGCCAUCCCAUCGGUGUUUUCCUCCAUAUGACAAAGAUCUGCUCAACUAAGAUAAAGAUACAGUUCCUUCGAUACGAGCAAUCGAGUCGGUGCAAAACCAUGAGAGAGAGCAGCGUCAGCUACGCAUCUGCAGUAGCAAAGGUGGAUGGCGAGUGAAAGAUGGUGCAGAACAGUAGAAGUGUGGUCUGUAAUUUGUGUGGAAAUAUGUUCCUGCGAAUUUGGAAAGACGAAAGACGAGCAUUAAUUGCAUAUUAAUAGUGGGCCGGCAACGCAAGAACGAAGUUGUGACUUUUGUCCAUUACAUACAUGCCACAAUUCCAGUGUCAAUUAUGCAAAUGAUCAC
Molecule: messenger RNA, 1263 nt
Organism: Linum tenue
Lineage: Eukaryota; Viridiplantae; Streptophyta; Magnoliopsida; Malpighiales; Linaceae
Source: the annotation of a GenBank genome assembly